Stegostoma tigrinum is the source of this 4360-nucleotide messenger RNA. RefSeq names its product solute carrier family 26 member 5 (gene slc26a5). The record is from RefSeq and is a predicted model, not a curated record. Lineage: Eukaryota; Metazoa; Chordata; Chondrichthyes; Orectolobiformes; Stegostomatidae. Gene Ontology annotation, biological process: transmembrane transport. Gene Ontology annotation, molecular function: bicarbonate transmembrane transporter activity; chloride transmembrane transporter activity; oxalate transmembrane transporter activity. The transcript has 20 exons. The coding region runs from base 175 to 2412 and encodes 745 amino acids. Gene Ontology annotation, cellular component: membrane.
GGAUGUGUGGUGUGGGUGACUUUUCGGUCUGAGGACGGUGGUGAACGUACUUGGAAGAAUUUCAAGCCACGUAAGUAGUCAUGUGACUUGAAAUUUUCGCAUCAAGCAUGUGAUGCGAACUACAUUGAAGAGGAAAUGCGUUGUAGGCUAAUGCAUCAAGAGUAAAGGUCUCGAAUGUCUGUGUGUGUUGUGGAAAGCAUGGAUGUUGUUGAAAUGACCCACCCAAGCUUCAUUGUCAACCGGCCAGUUUUUAAUCAGGAGUCUUUAGAAGCCUAUCUACAUGAGAAGGAGAAACCCAAGCUACGUAGAAGCGCAAAGGUGCUUCGAUAUUUUCGUUGCACAUCCAAGAGGGCCAAGUCAAUACUCUUCAGGUUUGUCCCCAUUCUGGAAUGGCUGCCUCAAUAUCCAGUGAAGGAGUAUUUGUUCGGAGACUUAAUUUCUGGUUUGAGCACUGGAAUGAUGCAGCUACCUCAAAGUUUAGCUUAUGCCCUGUUGGCAGCUGUGCCACCUGUGUUUGGGCUCUAUUCUGCAGUUUUUCCUGUUUUGUUAUACAUGGUCUUUGGGACUUCAAGACACGUAUCAGUAGGUCCCUUUGCAGUAAUCAGUUUGAUGGUUGGUGGUGUUGUUAUAAGACUUACACCUGAUCAAAUGUUUGAUGUUACUUCUAUGAAUGCAACUAAUUACACUGGAUUUCAUGAAACGAGAGCUGCAGUGAGAGUUAAAAUAGCAGCUGCAACAGCUUUUCUUUCAGGAAUUAUGCAGUUGUGCCUUGGGCUUAUACAAUUUGGGUUCGUGGUUGUUUACCUGGCAGAACCUGUAGUGCGAGGUUUCACUGCUGCUGCAGCUUUGCACGUGUUUGUGUCCCAGUUGAAGUAUCUUCUGGGAAUCAAAACUAAAAGGUUUGGUGGGCCACUCUCAGCAAUUAAUACUUUUAUUGCUGUGUGUACUAAUAUUAAAGGAAGUAAUGUUACAGCAGUAGCUGUUGGGGCAAUUUGUAUUGUCUUCCUGCUGGUGGUAAAAGAAAUAAAUUUACGAUACAAAGAUAAGCUUCCAGUUCCCAUCCCUGUUGAACUUAUCAUGGUAAUUAUUGGCACCGGUGUUUCUGCUGGGAUGAACCUGCAUGAGAACUAUGACGUGAAUGUUGUUGGUCGUAUACCUACUGGUUUGAGGGCUCCAGUUCUACCUGACUUCAAUCUACUGUCUGAAAUAUUCAUGGAUUGUAUUACAAUUGCAGUAGUUGGAUUCUCAAUGACUGUAUCAAUGGCAAAAAUAUUUGCUAUGAAGCAUGGUUACAGCGUAAAUGGUAAUCAGGAACUUAUUGCAUUAGGUAUUUGCAAUACUUUUGGAUCCUUUUUCGAAACAUUUCCUGUCACCACCUCAAUGUCUCGAAGCCUUGUACAAGAGAGCACUGGAGGAAAAACUGAGAUUGCUGGCGGAAUAUCUGCUUUAGUUGUGUUGUUGAUCAUUGUUGCUUUUGGUUAUCUCUUCGAAACUUUACCUCAGACUGUGCUAGCUGCAAUUGUAAUGGUGAACCUGAAAGGGGUACUUAAGCAGUUCCGGGAUAUACCAUCUCUUUGGCGAAUCUGCAAAAUUGAAUUUGCAUUGUGGACUGUAGCAUUUUCAUCCUCUUUCAUUUUGGGAUUGGACUUUGGACUCCUGGUUGCAAUGUUAUUUGCCAUUAUUACAGUUGUUUACCGAACUCAAAGUCCUAAGAGCGGAAUACUAGGUCAGAUACCUAAUACGGAUAUCUACUUGGACAUAGAGGCGUAUGAGGAGGUACAAGAAGUCCCUGGAGUAAAGAUAUUCCAAUCGAAUGCCUCUCUUUACUUUGCAAAUGUUGAUAUGUAUGUGAAUGCUUUGUAUAAAAAGACUGAAAUAGAUCCAGCUGCAAUAUUAUUGGCAAAGAAAAGACUCGAAGCAAAAGCUAAGAAGAAAGCUCGGUUGGUGGAAAGAAAGGGAAGAAGUAUCCUAAAAUGGGGAAAUAGAAAUAUCACAACAGAGGAUGCAAAACAGGAAGCUGGGUCUGAAGAAGUUCCAAAUGAAGCAAUUCAGAAUGGAGCUUCAAGAGUUCUGAAUAUUAUGGAAUCUGAUGCAAACGAUAAACUGACAGCCUUUAUUAAAUCAGCAGCUGACACACACAACUUAAUUCUGGAUUUCAGCCCAGUCAAUUUUGUAGACAGUGUUGGAACAAAGGUGCUUAAAAUAAUAAUAAAGGAAUAUGACAGCAUUGGAAUCAACGUCUUCAUAGCUGGAUGUAGAGACUCUGUUGUGGAAAAUCUGACUAGAUUGAAUUUUUUUGACAAAUCAACUCCAAGAAGUCUCCUGUUUCAUUCUGUGCAUGAUGCUGUUCUUCAUUGUCAGGAAUUAGCAUCUCUAAGAGGAGGCUCCUCCACAGAAAUGUCCUCCUCUUGAACUGACUGUUGCUGAAGUAAAGUUAUUUAUUACAGUACUUCAUUUUGAUGCAGACUACCUAGAAACUAUAAAAAUUACCAGAAAAUAUCACCUCACUUUCAAGAGUGGUAACUGUUUCAAGAAUGUUAGAGGAAAUUAUCCCAUCAAGACUAGUUUAAUCGUUUGUACCACAUAUGUGGAUUUUAAAUUAUUUUCAUUUUGGUAAGAGUUUGAGAUGUGAACAACUUCUAUAGUGCCUGAUGGCUGUUAGUAAUCACUUUUUCUGAACUUCUGUUUUAAUGUUUAAAUUUAUUUUCAUUAUAUGCCUGCAUAAAGAUCUAUAUCUAUGUAUGUGAUGUUUGUCACACUGGAAUGGAAGACAAUCAAACCAAAUGAUUCGCUUUUCUGUUUUUUUUUCUUGUUCAUCACUGCCCAAAUUGCUCCCUUCUUUACUUCUGUCAGAAAGAUUAAUUUUAUAAAAUCUGAGCUGUAUGGAGUAGUAGUUAGCCUUCUAAACAAAGGUACUGCUCCCACAUUCUUCUUUACUCCUUCCGGUGCACCGAGAGUCAAGUGGAACCACCAGUUUGUGUCCAAUAUAUAAACAACCAUUGGGUAGCUUUUCAGAAUGUAACUUUAAUUGCCCUGUGUAAAAAUGAUAUUUAAAAAUAGCAAAACUUGAAUGUAUAUGUUUUAAUCGCCUCAAUUAAGUUGGUCAUUAAUGUGCUUUUGUUUUUGAUGCCUUGGUGAUCCAUCAUUUGAAAUUUCAGCCCCAUAAAUUGGUGCUAUUGUUAAAACAUCUAGACAGUACUUCAUCUGGUCUUUUUAUAAACUUUGCAGAGGUGAUUUAUUAUCUUAAGCUUAACUCCUUUCCUACCCCCACCAUUCACUCAAUGUCAUGUACCAUUAAAACCCAUCUGUACUUCUGCUCUGCCAUGCACACAAUGGAUUAAUGAUUCCAAACUCACUCUCGCACCUAUCCAGACAUAACCGCUGAAGAAAAAAUUAUUUGGUAAACAUCAUUCUGUUAAACAAUCAGAAAUAUAAUUCUGACUGGCUCAUUCCUAUUGACUUCUCUUUGUAAAAUCCUUUGACAUGAUUUCAUGCCACUAAGGUAACAAAUGUGUAUCAUAAACUUAAGUUACAGACCUUUUUAAUAUCUUUUCUGCAUUUUUAAGAUAUGUUACAUUCCCUAACAGGAUUUAAAAAAAAGUUUGUUUCAGUGCUCCUUGCUAUGUUUUCAUUUAGGUGAUAAAGAAAAACAUUACUGCUCUUAUGUCUCUUAGUCCCUUUUUUAACUUAAUUUAAAGGAAUGAAAUUGAAUCCACUGAAAUUGAAUUGGGGAUUAAAAGCUAGAUCACUUCUUCCUGCCCCCACCCCCAAUCAUCUGUCAAGCAAUUCUGAGGCCAAAUGUAGUGUUCUUUGGCCUAUUCCACCUGAGGUUAGAUGUCUUGCAGACCAUGUACAAACAAUGCUGGAUUUUGUUUCUGAUCAUUGUUCCUCCAACUGCAAAAUUGGGUUUUGAAAUAGUGUAAUUAAAGUUUGCUCAAACUUUAUUGCUUCUGCUAUCCCCAUACCCAUCCAUCUGUCUAGUUUAUUUAUAUUUAUUUAUUUGUUUUUUAAAAAACUUUUUGAAUUUCAUCUAAAUCUCUCAGGCUGUUUUUAUCACUAUUUUGGGAAGUCACUUUAUACAUUUAAAAUGUUAUCCCAAAUUAACAGUGCAUUAUUGGUGUGAUUUUACAAAUCAUUAGGUGUUAUUUAAAAUGGAGAUACAACCAAUAAUUUUUUCUUAAAAUGUAUAUUCUGCAAGUUUUCAGUAACAAAUAUAGGUGAUUUUAGUUGCUAAAACUGCUUUACCACUUUUUUGGCUUCUCCAGCUAUAUUUUACAUUUGUCUGCAAACUAGUUUCUUGCAUGCAGAGUGUAUAUCUAACAGAUCAUGCUUACCAGUGUGUUCUGUAGAUUGGUGAAAU